Molecule: messenger RNA, 2424 nt
Organism: Babesia ovata
Lineage: Eukaryota; Apicomplexa; Aconoidasida; Piroplasmida; Babesiidae
Exons: 1
Coding region: 1-2424 (807 amino acids)
Source: RefSeq, a predicted model, not a curated record
AUGAAGGACGCUGCUGGGUAUCCCGCGAACGGUUUCCAUAGGGCGCAGCGUCGCGGCCCCUAUGGCUCCUCCGAGCUCCUCAACGAGUCGACCAAACAGGAGGACUUCAACCCCAUCUCCAGCUCGCGGGAAAUGCGAAAAAUAAUGUACUACGAGCACAUGUUCUCGAAGCUGGACAGCCAGGACAAAUCGAAGAAGGGCUCGAGCAACAGCGCACACUCCUCGUCCGGGAGCUCCUUGGAGCACCGGAACAGGGACGAGGGCGAUGUUUCCACGUCUACAAAAAGCACGUCUAAGGGGUCGAAGAGCGGAUCAUCGAAGAAGCCGACAACUCAGCCCGCAGCUGCUGCUGCGGACCACGGACACGGAAUGUACACCCCUCAGAGAACUGAAAGAGCUGAGAAGACCACGAAGGCAGAAGAUGGCGGCUCUGUAUCCCACCAAAUACCUCUAGAACAGCCUGUAAAGCAGCAGGCCACGAUCGCAAAGCGGGAAGCUAUAUCCAUAAAAAUAAAAACACAAGCCUACCGAGGGCCGGGAGCUCAUCGCUCGCCAAUCUCGGAGAGUGGAUCCAAGCAAGAGUUCGGCCGUAAGAUGUCCGGAUCUAGCGAAUCCAGCGGCAGCAUGUCGCGCAGCCCUUUGUAUGGGCGGGAGGAUGGCUCUUCCCAAUCUCUGUCACCGUCCAUUAACAGCAUGACAGACAUCGCAGGGACCAAAAUAUCAAGGCUGCUCGGAAUCGACCAGAUUGCCAACAGCUCCACGGGUCUAUCGGCUUCCCAGCGACAGUGGCUGGUUCCCACGUUUGACUUACGCCAAAGCGUUGUGAAGGACACCGACCGGAAGAGCCACUCCACCGGUUUCGACUCUGAAACGCGUGCGACAUCCUCCGUCGAAAGCUCCACGGACGGCGAAUCGUCGAAGAAGGGCAGCGGUGAGCCGUUGAUUACGAACGGCAGCUCUAUUAGCCGCCGCGACUCAUCGGAUAUUAAGAUACCGCGGAUGUCAUACCAUAGUGAAACCUAUGCAACUCAGGCUAAGUUAAGCGAUGAGUCUAGGCUGCUACGAGUCAGCCGUUUCUCCGCGCCGCUGGUACAGGUUAAUUCACACGUCGCCGAAGAUGCCAAGAUAUCGAGAGCAAAAUCGGAACUCACCAAGGAUAUUCUACCGUCGGUCGGCGCGGAGCUAAAACGCGACUCCUUUGAGGCGGCGGUCCCGGGCGGACUUGACUUCUCACUUACGCCCGUGUACCGCCACAGAGAGUAUCGCUUGCCAUCGGCAUUCCAAAUAAAGGCGGUGAUACCGUCGGAUACUGUUUCGGAGCGUAGCGGUGCCCAGUCCCCCACAGCGGUCUCCCCCAGCAGCUCAAAUGUUGACAAAAGCGUCACUGCGGGGCCAGUUAAGGCAGAACGGCAACGGGAGAAUGCCGCAGGCAAAGGCAAAUCGCGCGAAUCGCCUAAGGUGGUAAAGGAGGUAUCGCCAAAAGUUAAGCAGGAACCCGCUUAUCAGCAUGUACAACAGGACUAUCAGCUAGGCGCCGGUCAAAUGGAUAUUAUACUCAACGAGGAGGACAUGGAGAUCGACGCCGUGGUCAAGGACGUUGUGAUGGACGACGAGCCGGUGUCCAAGGGAAAUGGGGACGAGGGUUACGUCCCGGAAGACCCUCUACCGGUUGUCGAAGAUACAUCGAACAAGAAAACCACCACCAAGAAGAAGACCAAGAAGAGAAAAGCCCCAACUCCGGCGGCGACACCAGCGGCGUCAACGCCGUUGAGUGACGCAGCACCUGCUUCGGAAGCCGUGACGCCUGAAAGCGCCGUUGCCGAGGACGUCUACCCGGAGCCCCCGCCAGUCCCCAAGGCCACACGGACUCGUACGUCCACCAGAACCACGGUAAAGCGGAAGAAGGGCGCUGCUGCCGCACAAGUACAGGAACCGGACCCGCAGCCUCAGCCGCAGCCGGUGGCUAAAACCCCAAGGGGCGGCGCAAGGUCAUCGAGUCGGGCGGCGUCCGGCGGCUCCAGGAGAAACGCUUCGGAACCAGCUGGCUCCAAAUCGCAACGCCAUGCAGGCGGCGAAUCGGGGGGCAGCGGCGCGGCCGAAAGAUCGCAGAAAUCAGCCUAUGCAGUGUCGCGCAUAGUCAGCGUCGCGGAGGCUGAGAAGAUCAUGGAGCUGUACCGACAGCACAACACAGAUCUGGAGAGACUCAAGAGGCUUCUGCUCGACGGCGACCUUGCCGGAUUCGGAAGGGUCAUAGCCGAGCAAGCGGAUGCCGGGCCGCCGGAGCGGAGGUGCCUUCUGCACCCCAGGCUCAUCGUGGCGCGGCCGUCAGACCCUGUGCCCGUACCCCCUCGGGAGCAGCCGCCACAAAAUCCGGUUGAGUUAUCGCUAAAAUACAGGCUACUGUCUAGGCUCAUGAAUAAGUGA